Sphaeroforma arctica JP610 is the source of this 324-nucleotide messenger RNA. RefSeq lists its product as hypothetical. Bases 1 to 324 code for a protein of 107 amino acids. NCBI's taxonomy places the organism in Eukaryota, Ichthyosporea, Ichthyophonida. The transcript has a single exon. The record is from RefSeq and is a predicted model, not a curated record.
AUGGGGUGCAUAUUUGUGGGUGGAUUUAUGCGCCGGUCCUUCGAUCCUGUAAGCUACGACACAGUCAUAUCUCGCCUCGGGGAUGCGUUUGACCAUACGGUGGUGCCAUUUAUCAGAAGGGGUCAGAACCGGGUCGUUCGACGUGAGAUUUUCAUUUUGAAUGACGUAAGCCCAGGCCAGGGCAAGAGGCCAGAGGGGGAGUGGCUGACCAGAGUCAAGAAGAAGAGUGUGAACAAGCACAUUGAGAGCGUCAUGUGCCCGUUCGACCUUCCCAUUAAGCUGAGGGGUGUACGCGAGUGUCGUAUGGUGGGUCAUGUGGCGUGA